AUGAACAGCCUUCUCAUGGAGGCGAUGGUGAAGCCGCUGCAGCGGUACCCGACCCUCGGCGCCACCGUCGGCACCGGCGUGCUAUGCGCCUUCACGUACUGGUGGUACGCCACCUCCAUCCGCAGCACUCUCCUUGCAACGCAGUGCAGUUGCCAGCAGAUGUCCGACAAAGCCUUUCACGAGUGCCGUGAAAUGCUCAAGGCAGGCGAGCGCAGCUGGGGAGGCGACAUUCGCUCCCGUGAUGCGCAGGUGCGGCGGCUCGAGCUGCAAAACGUAGAGCAGACGCGCAGCGUCGCGCGGCUGGAGUCGGCAAUGAAAAUGUGCCUCAUCCAGAACGUGUAG
This is a messenger RNA of Leishmania mexicana MHOM/GT/2001/U1103, 342 nucleotides long. RefSeq lists its product as hypothetical. Lineage: Eukaryota; Euglenozoa; Kinetoplastea; Trypanosomatida; Trypanosomatidae. The transcript has a single exon. The record is from RefSeq and is a predicted model, not a curated record. Bases 1 to 342 code for a protein of 113 amino acids.